GCGAGACAGAGGGACCACGCCCUCCACAACCAGUAGCUAGUGUGAUCUCUAGACCGGACGGGCUCACUGACCGGCGGCACAGGAGGAGAUGGCGCCUGCGGAUGUGAUGGGGACAGCUGAGGAGCUGGCUGACAAGUUCCUGCGUGUCACGAAGCGCUACCUGCCGCACUUGGCUCAUCUGUGUCUGAUCAGCACCUUCCUGGAGGACGGCCUGCGGAUGUGGCUGCAGUGGAACGAGCAGCGGGAUUACAUCAGCAUGUCCUGGGGCUGCGGGAUGUUCCUGGCCACUGUCUUUGUUCUCAUCAACAUGCUCGGACAACUGGCUGGCUGCAUCCUGGUCCUGACUAGGAAGUUUGUCCCUUAUGCCUGCCUCGGCCUCUUCAUCAUCAUCCUCCUGCAGACCAUUGUGUACAAUAUCUUCUGGGAUGUGAAGUUCCUCAUGAGGAACAUGGCGCUGGGUGGGGGUCUCCUGCUGCUCCUGGCUGAGUUCCGCUCUGAAGGCAAAACCAUGUUUGCUGGGGUCCCUAGUGUGGGGGACACUUCCCCACGUCAGUACAUGCAGCUGGGAGGCCGCUUGCUGCUUAUCCUCAUGUUCAUGACCCUACUGCACUUCAAUGCCAGCGCCUUCACAAUUUUCCAGGACAUCUUCGGCCUGACUCUCAUAAUCCUGGUCGCCAUCGGCUUUAAGACUAAGCUGGCGGCUCUGACUCUGGUCCUGUGGCUGAUGAUCAUCAAUGUCCUUCAGAACGCCUUCUGGACGAUACCCUCCUACCGCCCCAUGCACGACUUCCUGAAGUACGACUUCUUCCAGACCCUGUCUGUGGUGGGAGGGCUGCUGCUGGUGGUGGCGCUGGGCCCCGGUGGAGUCUCGAUGGACGAGCACAAGAAGAAGUGGUGACCGGCCCUCGCCAUUUAUACCACCAUCUGACUGGAAUACUCCAUUUAGCGGGGGAGCUUGGUGCAGGAUGUUCCAUUCAGUGAGGAAGCUUAGAAUAUAUUGCAAUUCUUCAGAAUAAGAUGGCGGUUAGGGGGCUGCCAGGGAUGGGCGCUGAACCCAUAGAUUAUCAAGCCUUGCCCAUACUCUGGUUGCUUCCACCUCCUUUAUCUCUCAGCACAGAUGGCAGGCUGCCUACUACAGGCCUGGCGCCCCAUGCACUACCUGCAUGAGUUCCUGUCGGGCAUCAUCACUGGAAAAUCUAAUCCGCCCCGGCUCCUCUAAUAAUAAGGAGUCCGAUCGUUGGAAGCGACGCCAAUAGAAAGGUUUUAUCACAUUGAGAAUAUUUGUAUGAACAUUUUUUUAAAUAAAUGACUAUUUUCAGAGAGAUCACA
Molecule: messenger RNA, 1329 nt
Organism: Bufo bufo (common toad)
Lineage: Eukaryota; Metazoa; Chordata; Amphibia; Anura; Bufonidae
Product: surfeit locus protein 4-like
Exons: 6
Coding region: 89-898 (269 amino acids)
Biological process (GO): Golgi organization
Cellular component (GO): membrane; endoplasmic reticulum; endoplasmic reticulum-Golgi intermediate compartment
Source: RefSeq, a predicted model, not a curated record